Molecule: messenger RNA, 5402 nt
Organism: Emys orbicularis (European pond turtle)
Lineage: Eukaryota; Metazoa; Chordata; Testudines; Emydidae
Gene: ITSN2
Product: intersectin 2
Exons: 39
Coding region: 90-5402 (1770 amino acids)
Biological process (GO): positive regulation of Rho protein signal transduction
Molecular function (GO): protein binding; calcium ion binding; guanyl-nucleotide exchange factor activity
Source: RefSeq, a predicted model, not a curated record
CGCCGCAGCAGGAGGAGGAGGCGGAGGGAAGGGGCCAGCCCGGAGCAGAGCAACAGAUGGCUAAGAGCUAGCAAAGCACAUUCAGGACCAUGAUGGCUCAGUUUCCCACAGCCAUGAAUGGAGGCCCAAACAUGUGGGCUAUCACCUCUGAAGAGCGAGCAAAGCAUGACAAGCAGUUUGAGAGCCUUAAACCAAUAGGAGGAUAUAUUACAGGUGAUCAAGCACGUACCUUUUUCUUGCAGUCAGGUCUACCAUCAUCAGUCCUAGCUGAAAUAUGGGCUCUUGCAGACCUGAACAAAGAUGGGAAGAUGGAUCAGCAGGAAUUCUCCAUAGCUAUGAAACUCAUCAAACUAAAAUUACAAGGUCAACACUUGCCUGUGGUCCUCCCACCGAUCAUGAAGCAACCUCCAGUAUUCUCGCCGUUAAUUUCUGCUCGCUUUGGAAUGGGUAGUAUGCCAAAUCUGUCCAUCCCAACAUCUGUGCCUACAAUUGCACCUUUAGCUCCCAUGUCAUCAUUGACCUCAGUGACUUCGAUUCCUCCCUUGGUUAUCUCUACUCCCCUGAUACCUUCUAUCAGUACAUCAUCAUUGCCAAAUGGAACAUCCAGUCUCCUUCAGCCUUUACCUAUGUCUUUCUCUUCAACAUUGCCUCAUCCUGGUUCUUUCAGUCCCAUGGCAGGAGGAUUUGGUGGUACUAAUAUACAGAAGGCACAGUCUCUGAUCGAUUUAGGAUCUAGUAGUUCAAAUUCUUCCUCCACCACUUCACUAACUGGGAAUUCACCUAAGACUGGAUCCUCAGACUGGGCAGUUCCUCAGGCCUCCAGAUUAAAAUACAGGCAGAAAUUUAAUAGCCUUGAUAAAAGCAUGAGUGGAUACCUAUCAGGAUUUCAAGCAAGGAACGCCCUUCUGCAGUCAAACCUUUCUCAGACUCAGCUGGCUACCAUUUGGUCACUAUCUGACAUUGAUGGAGAUGGACAGCUGAAAGCAGAUGAGUUUGUGUUAGCCAUGCAUCUAACUGAUAUGGCCAAAGCUGGGCAGCCUCUGCCAUUGACCCUGCCUCCUGAAUUGGUACCUCCUCCUUUCAGAGGUGGAAAAUAUGCCGAAAAUGUUAAUGGAACUCUGCCAUCUUGCCAGCGAAUGCAAGAAGAGGAGCCCCAGAAAAAACAGCCAGUUACAUUUGAGGACAAGAGGAAAGCAAACUAUGAGAAAGGAAACAUGGAACUGGAGAAACGACGUCAAGUCCUACUGGAGCAGCAGCAGAGAGAGGCGGAACGUAAGGCUCAGAAAGAAAGAGAAGAACAGGAGCGAAGAGAGAGGGAACUGCAGGAGCAGGAGCGGAAAAAGCAGCUUGAACUGGAAAGGCAUUUUGAGAAACAACGAGAGCUGGAAAGACAAAGGGAGGAAGAGAGGAGAAAAGAAAUAGAAAGGCGGGAGGCAGCAAAGCAGGAACUCGAGCGCCAGCGACGGCUGGAAUGGGAGAGAAUUCGACGCCAAGAUCUUCUUAAUCAGAGAAACAGGGAACAAGAAGAAAUUGUCAAGUUGACCUCUAAAAAGAAGAGCCUUAAUCUUGAAUUAGAAGCCCUGAGUGGCAAACAUCAGCAGAUCACAGGCAGACUACAAGAUGUUCGAAGCAGAAAACAAAUUCAGAAAAGUGAGCUGGAAGCUCUAGAUAAAAAAUGUGAUUUGGGAAUUGUAGAAAUCAAACAGCUACAACAACAACUUCAGGAAUAUCAGAAUAAACUAGUCCAUUUAGUUCCUGAAAAGCAGUUAUUAAAUGAGAGAAUAAAACACAUGCAGCUGGACAACACUCCUAAUACAGGAAUCAGUUCAGUGAACAAGAAGUUCCUAGAAAAGGAAGAAUUAUGCCAAAGACUUCGGGAGCAAUUAAAUGCCCUAGAAAAGGAAACUGCUUCCAAACUCUCUGAAAUGGAUACCUUUAACAAUCAGCUCAAGGAACUGAGAGAAAGCUACAACACACAGCACUUAGCCCUUGAGCAACUUCAGAGGAUCAAACAAGAGAAAAUAAGAGCUGUAGAAAGAAAAAGAGCUGAGCUUGCACAGAAAAAGCGACUGGAGGAUGAGGCUGCAAGGAAAGCAAAACAGGGGAAGGAGAACCUAUGGCAGGAAAAUGUCCGAAAGGAAGAGGAGGAGAAAAAAAAGCGAUUACAGGAAGAGCGAAUGAAGGAAAAAAUUCAGGAAGAAAAACAAAAAGCUGAGGAGGCAGCUGCCCAAGUGAGAGAGAGGGAGUUCCAGUUGCAAAAACUGACUGAGGAGAAACAUGAGGAGGAGAGGAACAAGCUAGCUGAGAUUCAGAGAGAAACAGAACAACAAAGGCAGAGACAACUGGAAGAAGACAAGAGGAAGCAAGAACAGAUUGCAAAAGAAGCUGAGGAGAGGCGUAAACAGCAUGAAGAAGAGAAGAGAAGAAAAGAUACAGCCAACCUGCAAGAGUCAGAGAAACACACUUCAAAAUUAAACUUAAAUGAGAAAUUUGCAGACUUGUUGAAACAGACUGAGGGUAGAAAUCUUAAGCCUACGUGGAGAAGUGAAGGUAAUGUAGUUAGUGCCUCAGAAUCUAGGAAUUCAGCUGCCUUGGUGAAUUACAGAGCUUUAUACUCAUUCGAAGCAAGGAAUAAUGAUGAGAUGAGUUUUAAUUCUGGGGAUGUAAUUCAGGUUGAUGAGAAAACCGUGGGAGAGCCUGGUUGGCUAUAUGGGAGCUUUCAAGGUCAUUUUGGCUGGUUUCCAUGCAACUAUGUAGAAAAAAUAUCAGAAAAUGAAAAAGCUUUAUCUCCUAAAAGGGCCUUACUUCCUCCUACAGUAUUUUUGUCUACUACCUCAGCUCCUCCAGAACCACUUUCACCAAGUAGAUCAGCAGAAGACACUGAUUACCAAAACGUACCUUUCUCAAGCCUAACUGUUAACACAACAUGGCAGAAAAAAUCCGCUUUUACUCGUACUGUGUCCCCAGGAUCUGUUUCUCCUGUUCAUGGACAGGGACAAGCUGUGGAGAAUUUAAAAGCACAGGCACUUUGCUCCUGGACUGCAAAAAAAGAUAACCACUUGAACUUUUCAAAAAACGAUAUAAUUACUGUGCUGGAGAAGCAGGAAAACUGGUGGUUUGGAGAAGUACAUGGAGGAAGGGGAUGGUUUCCUAAAUCCUAUGUCAAGAUCUUGCCUGGAAAUGAAAACAAACGAGAGGAACCCGAAACUAUUUAUGCAGCUGUAAACAAGAAGCCUAGUACACCAUCUUAUACAAUUGGAGAGGAGUAUGUUGCACUCUAUUCCUAUACAAGCUCCGAACCUGGUGAUUUGACUUUUGCUGAAGGAGAAGAAAUACUAGUCACUCAGAAAGAUGGAGAAUGGUGGACAGGAAGCAUUGCUGACAGAACUGGAAUCUUUCCAUCAAACUAUGUCAAACCUAAGGAUCAAGAUGGUUCUGGUACUGCUGGCAGAACUGGGGCACUAAAUAAGAAACCUGAGAUUGCCCAGGUGACUACAGCGUAUACUGCAUCAGGGACAGAACAGCUUAGUCUGGCUCCAGGACAGCUGAUACUUAUUCUGAAGAAAAACCCUAGUGGAUGGUGGCAAGGAGAGUUACAGGCAAGAGGGAAAAAGAGGCAGAAAGGAUGGUUUCCUGCUAACCAUGUUAAAUUGUUGGGUCCAAGCAGUGAGAGAACUACUCCUGCUGCUCUCUCAGUAUGUCAAGUGAUAGCAAUGUAUGAUUAUGCGGCAAACAAUGAAGAUGAGCUCAGUUUCUCCAAGGGGCAGAUCAUUAAUGUACUGAGCAAAGAUGAUGCAGAUUGGUGGCAAGGAGAAAUCAGUGGUGUGACAGGUCUCUUUCCUUCAAACUAUGUGAAGAUGACCACAGACUCUGAUCCAAGCCAACAGUGGUGUGCUGAUCUCCAAACUCUUGAUACUAUGCAGCCAAUGGAAAGGAAAAGACAGGGCUACAUUCAUGAGUUGAUCCAGACUGAAGAGAGGUACAUGGAUGAUCUUCAGCUUGUCUUAGAGGUUUUCCAGAAACGAAUGGCUGAAUCAGGCUGUCUCACAGAAGAAGAAAUGGGAUUGAUCUUUGUUAACUGGAAGGAGCUCAUAAUGUCUAAUACAAAGUUACAUAAAGCCCUGCGUGUGCGUAAGAAGACAGGAGGAGAAAAAAUGCCUGUGCAGAUGAUUGGGGACAUCCUGGCUGCCGAGCUCUCUCACAUGCAGGCCUAUAUCAGAUUCUGCAGUUGCCAACUCAAUGGAGCUGCAUUGCUGCAACAGAAAACAGAUGAAGAAACAGAGUUCAAAGACUUCUUAAAGAAACUAGCCUCUGACCCUCGCUGUAAAGGAAUGCCGCUCUCCAGCUUCCUGCUGAAGCCUAUGCAGAGGAUUACACGCUACCCUCUGCUCAUAAAGAGUAUUCUGGAGAAUACCCCAGAAAACCACCCAGAUCACAGUAAUCUCAAACUGGCCUUGGAACGCGCAGAGGAGCUGUGUUCUCAAGUUAAUGAAGGCGUGCGUGAGAAAGAGAACUCAGACAGGCUGGAGUGGAUACAGUCCCAUGUACAGUGUGAAGGACUUGCUGAGCAACCGAUUUUCAACUCCAUUACAAACUGCCUGGGUCCCCGAAAGCUCCUGCACAGCGGCAAGCUCUACAAAACAAAGAGCAAUAAGGAACUAUACGGCUUCCUCUUCAAUGACUUCCUGCUCCUUACCUACAUGGUCAAGCAGUUUGUUUCUUCAGGGUCAGAUAAACUGUUCAGCCCCAAGUCCCACUCUCAGUUCAAAAUGUAUAAAAUGCCUGUUUUCCUUAAUGAAGUCCUAGUGAAAUUGCCAACCGACCCUUCAAGUGAUGAGCCAGUUUUCCAUAUCUCCCACAUUGACAGAGUCUACACGCUAAAAACAGACAAUAUUAAUGAGAGGACGGCCUGGGUCCAGAAGAUCAAAGGAGCAUCGGAGCAGUAUAUCGAAACCGAGAAGAAGAAACGGGAAAAAGCUUAUCAAGCACGCUCACAGAAGAGCUCAGGAAUAGGACGCUUGAUGGUACAUGUGAUUGAAGCCACAGAGUUGAAAGCCUGUAAACCUAAUGGGAAAAGCAAUCCGUAUUGUGAAAUCAGCAUGGGGUCGCAGAGCUAUUCCACCAGGACGCUGCAGGACACUUUGAACCCUAAGUGGAACUUCAAUUGUCAGUUCUUCAUUAAGGACCUUUAUCAGGAUGUGCUGUGUAUCACCAUGUUUGACCGGGAUCAGUUCUCACCUGAUGAUUUCUUGGGUCGCACCGAAGUUCCAGUAGCAAAAAUCAGAACAGAACAGGAGAGCAAGGGACCUACAACUAAACAUUUACUGCUGCAUGAGGUUCCAACCGGGGAGGUUUGGGUCCGCUUUGAUUUGCAGCUCUUUGAGCAGAAAACACUCCUUUAA